Mauremys reevesii (Reeves's turtle) is the source of this 3461-nucleotide messenger RNA. It is a transcript of the gene TRAF7, whose product is annotated as TNF receptor associated factor 7. NCBI's taxonomy places the organism in Eukaryota, Metazoa, Chordata, Testudines, Geoemydidae. Gene Ontology annotation, cellular component: nucleolus. The record is from RefSeq and is a predicted model, not a curated record. The transcript has 18 exons. Gene Ontology annotation, molecular function: protein binding; zinc ion binding. Bases 632 to 2659 code for a protein of 675 amino acids. Gene Ontology annotation, biological process: ribosomal large subunit assembly; Notch signaling pathway.
UUUAUCUUGUUAAUUUCAAACCAGUUCUCUGAUUUGUAACACUCAUUUUGAAUUCUAAACCUGUUAUCCAAAGUGCUUGCAACCCCUCCCAGCUUGGUAUCCUCUGCAGAUUUUCUGAGCAUACUCUCCACUUCAUUAGCCAAGUCAUUGCUGAAAAUGUUGGCCAGUGCCGGAGCCAGUACAGAGCCCUGGGAGAACACCCUAGAUAUGCCCUUGCAGGCUGACAGGCAGCCAUUGGGAACAGCUCUUUGAGUACCGGCUUUCCACGCAUUGUGCACCCACCUUAGAGUCAUUUCACCUAGACCAGCGUUCCCUAGUUUCCAUGCAAACCCUUUCAGUCGUUCCUCCAUCAGUCCAUCCCUCCUGCUCCCUGCAGGGUUUUGUUGCUCCUCUCCAAACUCUUUCCAGUUUGUCAGUAUCGCUCUUGUACUGAGAUGCCGGCAGUGGAUGCAGGACAGGCUGUUCAUUCCCCCCUCCCCCUUGCUGGACUGAAGAGUUUUCUCCAUUGUUGCUUUAAGGCUGACUUGGAAACACUAAGGACCAUGCUGUUGGUUAAUAUUCCAGUGGCAACAUCCCCUGCAAAGCCAAUCCCAAAGAGCCCUGCAGCCAGAGCCACCUCCUUGAUUGGUGCAUGCAAAGCCCAGUUCGCUCUCCCCUCCCAAACAGGAAGCAACAAAGCCAGGCUGUUCUUGAAUUGAAUUGGAGGAAGUCUCCACACUUACGCAAAGCAAUUUGGCAGAAGUUAGAUAGCAGGGAAACAACAAGUGCUGCUGCAGAGCUUAUAGGAACGGCAGAGCCUGGGAGCUGUCUCGGGGGCAGAUUUACUAAGCUUUCUGCGAAGGAUUCAUUCUUAGCUCCUGCACUACAGGGACGCGCACCUCCGAUCAGUACCCCACACCGUUCCGACUCCGCCAUCUCCGUUCGCUCGUUACACUCCGAGUCCAACAUGUCCUUGCGCUCGACGUUCUCGCUCCACGAGGAAGAGGAGGAACCAGAGCCCUUGGUGUUUGCCGAACAGCCAUCAGUGAAACUCUGCUGCCAGUUGUGUUGUAGUGUGUUUAAAGAUCCAGUCAUCACAACCUGUGGGCACACGUUUUGCAGAAGAUGUGCCUUAACAUCUGAGAAGUGCCCAGUGGACAACGCCAAACUGACUGUGGUUGUUAACAAUAUUGCCGUGGCCGAGCAGAUAGGGGAGCUGUUCAUUCACUGUAAAUAUGGCUGCCGGCCCGCCGCCAGCAGCAAGCCGGCUGCCUUCGAGGUGGACCCCCACGGAUGCCCCUUUACCAUUAAACUGAGCGCCCGGAAAGAUCACGAAAGCAGCUGUGAUUACAGACCAGUUCGCUGUCCCAAUAACCCCAGCUGCCCACCUCUCUUGAAAAUGAACCUGGAGGCGCAUCUCAAAGAGUGCGAACACAUCAAGUGCCCUCAUUCCAAAUACGGGUGUACGUUCAUAGGAAAUCAAGACACCUACGAGACUCACUUGGAGAUGUGUAAGUUUGAGGGGCUGAAGGAGUUCCUGCAGCAGACAGACGACCGCUUCCACGAGAUGCAGGUGGCAAUGGCUCAGAAGGACCAAGAAAUCGCCUUCCUGCGCUCAAUGCUGGGCAAGCUCUCAGAGAAGAUUGACCAGUUGGAGAAGAACCUGGAACUCAAGUUUGAUGUGCUGGAUGAGAACCAGAGCAAGCUGAGCGAGGACCUGAUGGAGUUCCGCAGGGAUGCCUCCAUGCUAAAUGAUGAACUGUCCCACAUCAACGCCCGCCUCAACAUGGGCAUCUUAGGAUCGUACGAUCCUCAGCAGAUCUUCAAAUGCAAGGGGACCUUUGUCGGGCAUCAGGGCCCUGUCUGGUGUCUGUGUGUUUACUCCAUAGGAGACUUGCUUUUCAGUGGCUCCUCAGACAAAACCAUUAAGGUGUGGGAUACCUGCACCACAUACAAGUGCCAAAAGACCUUGGAGGGCCACGAUGGGAUUGUCCUAGCUCUCUGCAUUCAGGGGAACAAGCUGUACAGCGGUUCUGCUGACUGCACCAUCAUUGUCUGGGACAUUCAAACCUUGCAGAAGGUGAACACGAUCCGAGCGCAUGACAAUCCUGUUUGCACUUUGGUCUCCUCACACAACAUGCUGUUCAGUGGCUCCCUUAAAGCCAUUAAGGUCUGGGACAUCGUGGGCACCGAACUCAAGCUGAAAAAGGAACUGACAGGUCUCAAUCACUGGGUGCGAGCGCUUGUGGCUUCUCAAAACUAUCUCUACAGUGGGUCUUACCAAACAAUCAAGAUCUGGGACAUCCGGAACCUGGAGUGUGUCCAUGUGCUGCAGACGUCAGGGGGCAGCGUGUACUCCAUCGCCGUGACCAACCAUCACAUUGUGUGUGGCACCUACGAGAACCUCAUCCAUGUCUGGGAUAUCGAGUCGAAGGAGCAGGUACGCACGCUGACCGGGCACGUGGGGACGGUGUACGCCCUGGCCGUCAUCUCCACGCCGGAUCAAACCAAAGUCUUCAGUGCGUCGUACGAUCGCUCUCUCAGGGUGUGGAGCAUGGACAACAUGAUCUGCACUCAGACGCUGCUGCGGCACCAGGGCAGCGUGACGGCGCUCGCGGUCUCCAGGGGCCGCCUGUUCUCCGGCGCUGUGGACAGCACUGUUAAGGUCUGGACGUGCUAACGGCAGCAGCUCCGCCAGUCCUGCACCCCGAGCUACCAGAAUCUCCUUCUCCUCUGCCGGCCUGUUGGAUGACUGACACCGCUCUGAAAUAGCUGCUGCCGCCCUCUGCUCACCACCACCACCUGCUGCCUUCCAUCGGCCACAGCAGCUACGCCCUCAGCAUCGCUGUCGCCCAGGGCCGCCUCCGAAGUCAGCCCUGUCCCAUGAACUAGGUGGGAGACCUGGCCUGCUGCGAGGGCCGGUGGGUCAGUGCUGUUCUCCGUGCUGCACACAGCACCGGGCAGGGGCUUGUUACUGUAGUGUCACCACAGCAGAGCCUGGCCCGAAGGCUCGGCACGCCAAACGGGACACGGGCUGGCUGGGCUGGUCGGGCCAAGCACGGCGCAGGUGGCAAUGGGACAGCACAACGCCGGCGGUUGCAGCGGAGCCUGUCGAGGAAGCGAAGAACCAGGAGCGAGGUCGCUUUGCAAACAGGAGAACUGAGCUUCGGCCUUGUCCUCCGCUCGGGUUCGCAUGGGCCCCUCUCAGUCGCUCUUGUAUUUAAUGUGACUGCCCAGACGACAGCGAGCUGCUGUUUGGCCUUUCAAGAGGAAUCUUCCUUGUGGAGCCAGGUACGAUUUUUACACCACAAGCUAGUUCUCUGAUCAAGUAACACAAGCGAUUGGUUCACCCUCCCUGUAAUUACAGUCUCCACAUUAAAGAGAAAAAGCCUCUGUUGCAUUUUUACUCACAUUUUCUACGGUUUUUAAGAUUGUAAUAUAACUGGAUUAUUUCUUCAUUGACAAUAAAAGUGGAAAGAGCU